AUGACAUCCAUCGUGAAAUUAUUGCAAGAACAACUCGGAGAGGAACGCCAACAACUCAAAAUACUUCUCAACAGUCAUCGAGAGCACAUGAGCACUCUUCUAAAUCAGCCCAAGGAGGAGAGAGAUGACGAAGACAACACUGGAGGCAAUAGAACUGGCUCUUCUACGUCAUCAGGGGCAAAAUUGGAACCUCUUAAGGUGCCCAGUUUCAGUGGAGCUUAUCAGCAAUUAAUUGAGAAUCUCACCAUUUCUGAUGAGAAUUAUGAGAUUGCUUGGAAUGAGGUUCAGAAAGAAUAUGAUGACAACUACAAAAUCGUGGAUGCCCACAUCGAGACGUUCCUCAGGCAAACUCCAGUUACUCAACCAACAGCUGCAAAUUUGAAGAAAAUCUGUGCGACAUCUUCAUCCACUCUUAAAGCUUUGGAGGCCAUGAAAGUCAGCAAUCGAGACCCGUGGCUGAUCCAUAUCAUCAAUGAGAAGCUGGAUCGAGAGACGCAGGUGCUGUGGUCGAGAGAGAUUGGAGCAAACAUUCCGACGUGGAGCGACUUCGAGGCACUCCUGCGCAAAAGAUAUUGCUCUUACUCUUCGUGCAAAUCGUGCCAGCAGAAGCACAAUUCACUUCUGCAUGAGGCACUUGUCAACAAAAAAGAUGACAAAAAUUCCACUAAGGAGUCGUUCUCUGGGUCAUCAUUGAGUUGCAUCAAAGAUGGAGGGUUAGCAUCGUCACAGGUGCUUCUGGCUACAGCUCAGGUCCGAAUUCUGGAUGAUGAGAACAAUGAGCAUUUUUGCAGGGUCUUGCUUGAUGCUGGAUCACAAGUCAAUCUGGUCACUACCCAAUUUUGUCAGCGACUUCGCCUUACCGUGGUAUCACACUAG
This is a messenger RNA of Phlebotomus papatasi, 876 nucleotides long. RefSeq lists its product as uncharacterized. The coding region runs from base 1 to 876 and encodes 291 amino acids. The record is from RefSeq and is a predicted model, not a curated record. NCBI's taxonomy places the organism in Eukaryota, Metazoa, Arthropoda, Insecta, Diptera, Psychodidae. The transcript is spliced from 3 exons.